GGGUGCGAGACUGUACAUCAGUAAUUACGGAAAAACUACGGAAACACACGAUGAUCUGUUAGAAAUAGGCCAAGGUUAAUGAACUCUUAGGUCUGAAACCUAAAUGCGGACUGACUCAGCCAACGUUAAAUUAUGAAAAACUAGACAUAGCGUGAUACGAUUUUAUAGCAGUUUUAAACUAUGCUGUAAGAGUGAUUAACAUUUACUUCGUACUGUUUAGUCAACGAUUAACCGGCAAACGUACAUUUAAUUAUUUUACUGCUGAAAAACCUGAACCGCCUGAAUCAAUGCUGUCUGAUUUUUAUACUGUACAAACUUUACGGUGUGAUUGGGGGCAGCUAGCUACAGUUUAAAUAGGAAUACACACAUACAAUAACAUGCAUAGGCCUACUAAAAUAAUUUAAUGUUUUUAUCCGUAUUUUCAAUAAACAGCACCAAACCUAAAGAUGCUACCUGAUAUAGCGGUGACUCACACGGUAGUGUAAUAGAAGUGGCACUACGGUGUAACCGAUCUUUUUAUGCAAUAUUCUGCUUUUCAUCGUUAUGUUCCUCUUGCAUUUUGUGGGAAUAGAGCAUUUCCGCUGUUUUAUUCUCACGGUGCGGUCCGCGUGUAAACCGGUGAGUGGGUCUGCAGAGCAGAUUUGGUCUUGUGCAGUGAUACAGCGCCCAGGUCACGGCGACCGGUUAUUACCGCAAAGGAGGAAACACGCACAUCUCAGGAGGGAAGCGGCCAGGGAGUGUUUCACACGAAGGAGAACUUCGGCUUCUCCGAGGAAUUAUGACAACGAAUACGAAGGGGAACCCCUAUUAUAUAAACUAUGGCUUUCAGGAAGGAUCGGGGCCGUCUUCACAUAGCCCGGCUGUCCGGACCGGACUGCCCGUCUAUGUCCCACAGAAUAUCAACACACGGAACACCUCCGCACCUUCGUACCCACCGGCCAGCCCUGCCCAUCCUGUCAGGAGGCCGUCCUGCAGUUGGAUCACUCUGAUUGUCUUCGGGUGCUUACUGCUGGUUGUGGUCGGCAUUCUCCUGUGGUUUUUCUUGUUUUACAGUGUGGAGGGCUGUACUGACCUAGGGGGGUGCCCAGAGGCGUCCCGGCACUGCGCUGAAGCCGGCUGCUUCCGCCUCUAUGGCCAGGAUUUCGUCCUUCAGAUGUUCUCUCCCAAAAGCAAGUCCUGGAGGUCGGUGUGUGCUGAAGGCUGGACAGACACCCACGGGAGGAGCGCGUGUCGACAGAUCGGCUACAAAGAAGACACCUACGUCAGCUCCGGUCAAAUGGCAUCGAAGAGCGGAGACUCCAGCGGCUACGUGACUUUGAGGCCCGGAUCUCAACCCGGAGAGCCUGCUCUGAAGGACCUCGUGGACAGUGCCUCCUGCCCAGCUGAUGCUGUCGUCACACUUCGAUGCAUCGACUGUGGCUCACGCAGAGGCCCUACAACUUCCCGCAUCAUUGGGGGUCAGGCGGCCCGGAGAGGGGCGUGGCCUUGGCAGGUCAGCCUGCACCUGGAGUCUCAGCAUACAUGUGGUGGCUCAAUCAUCACGCCACUUUGGCUUGUCACAGCAGCACAUUGUAUCGAUGGAUACAGCAACCCAUUGGACUGGACCGUGUAUGCCGGCUACCUGAACCAGGACGACAUGAUGUAUAACGGCCAGAAGGUGGCGCUGAUCAUCUCCCAGAACUACAACAGUAUGACGGACGAAAAUGACAUUGCCCUCAUGAAGCUGAGAGAGCCACUCCCAAUGUCUGAUGUCAUAAGGCCCGUGUGUCUGCCCAAUGUGGGGCUCAGCUUCACCGCACCUCGGUCCUGCUGGAUUUCAGGGUGGGGGAGUACCGAAAACCAAGGACCCUCGUCCAAAGUUCUGAUGGAGGCUCAGGUGUCCAUAAUCGACAGAGAAACCUGCAAUAACCCGGCGGUGUACUCCGGGGCGAUAACCAAGUCGAUGAUCUGCGCCGGCAUGCUGGAGGGUGGCGUGGACGCGUGCCAGGGUGACAGCGGGGGUCCCCUGGUGACCGAAUAUGCCUCCCUGUGGUGGCUGGUGGGAGACACCAGUUGGGGCAUAGGCUGUGCCCUCAGGAACAAGCCCGGCGUCUACGGCAACGUGACUUUCUUCCUCAGCUGGAUCUACGAGCAGAUGCGGAAUAAUUAGUGCGAGCGUGGAGCUGAGGCAAACGGGCCGGGGAAGACGCUUCUGAGUUUCUGAACGAUCUUCAGCCUGUUUCUGAGUUCAGUCCUUCAUGACGCUUUCUGAGAGUCCGGCAGUGCCUCUGCCAAGCCAACAGCCGCCUUUACCUGCAAGCACCCAGGUGGACAGCAGAGGGCGCCAGUUCAAGCAAUGCAAACCCCAACAGGCAUAAGUGUAUCUAUGUGACAGUUUACGAAGAUAUUUGUUUAUUUAAAUGGGCACGUGUGAAUUUGUCUUUUUGACCAUAUAUCAGGAAAAGGUAAAUUGUGGAAUUUUAUAAUUUUUUAAUACAAAAAUGGUAAUUUCUACAUGCACAAUAAUCAGUUUGAUAUUCUUAACUGUACAAUUCUCACAUGAUUUAGAUUAAAAUACACUUGCAUGCUCAUAUAGAUUAACUUUAAGAAGAGUUGUUUUUUAAUAAAAAAAAAUGUGAUUGCAAA
Molecule: messenger RNA, 2625 nt
Organism: Paramormyrops kingsleyae
Lineage: Eukaryota; Metazoa; Chordata; Actinopteri; Osteoglossiformes; Mormyridae
Product: transmembrane protease serine 2-like
Biological process (GO): proteolysis
Cellular component (GO): membrane
Molecular function (GO): serine-type endopeptidase activity
Source: RefSeq, a predicted model, not a curated record